AUGACAAGAGACAUCGGGGGUCGAGACGCAGAGGUCGCGCUCCUCUCCGUCAUCACUGAUCCUUUCGUCGACUGGAUCAUACAAAUUGACAGCAAGGUGUUGACUGGGUGGGCCGAAAGCAAACCCGAGUACGACAAUCCCAGUCUACUCAAGCAUUGUUCGGAACACGACUCCGACUCGUGUCUGUUCCCGUUUUCAUACGAUUCGUGCACUGGCGGUUUAUGCACGUACGUGAAGGAAAUUGAUCGAUGGUUUGCAGCCCCGUACAUAGUCGUCAUGUUCUGUCUCUUUCCCCUCGUCUUCCUUCUUUCCCUCGGCGGGACGUGGGUGUUGGUGGGGGUCGGAGGUCCCUUCCUAUUGGCCCUCAUCGCUGCUGUCGUCAUCGACAUCCUUCAGAGAAAGCGACCCAACUGGCUGCCUCCGGUCCUCAGGAACUGGAAUUUCCUGCCCGAGCCCCUUCACAGUCUAGAGCCCUAUGACACCAUGAUGAUGAAACUCCCCUGCUGUAGUUUAUGCCGGAUGGCUGCGGAGACAUCCGAUGAAAUAGAAAUUCUUCCCAUCUGA
Molecule: messenger RNA, 564 nt
Organism: Darwinula stevensoni
Lineage: Eukaryota; Metazoa; Arthropoda; Ostracoda; Podocopida; Darwinulidae
Source: the annotation of a GenBank genome assembly